UUGCUCCCUGCGUUGUAGCGAGAGGCAGCUGGCGAGAGGUGGGCGAGGGCGCGUCAGACAUGUUGCAAGAGUAAUCGAUACUGUUGUGCAUGUUUCCUUGAUGUUGGGUUUACUCGUUCAAGCUGUUACUGAAAUUCCUCGUGUCGCCGGGGUCAUGUGAAGCUGCCAUGGUCUUCUGUGGCUGCCUCCUGAUUCCGAACACCCGCACCUCGAAUCAUGACCUUCAUGCUGAAGAAGAAAAAGUACAAGUUUCAGGUUGACAUUCGCAUCGAAGAGCUGACUGCUGUGCCAUUCGUCAAUGCGAUCCUUUUCGCCAAGAUCCGUCUCCUCGACGGGGGAAACUUCUCGGAGACGUCGUCGAGGGAGGAGGUUUGCAACCACUGCGUGAAAUGGGACUCCAAGUUCGUCUUCACAUGCAAGAUGAGUGCCAACGCCAACACUGGGGAGUUGGACCCCUGUAUCUGCCGAAUUUCCAUCAGGAAAGAGGUCAAGGGAGGCAGGUCCUUCCAGAAGCUGGGCUUUGCAGACCUCAACCUGGUGGAGUUUGCCGGUGCAGGUCUCUGCUCACGGCGGUACUUGCUCGAGGGUUACGAUGCCAAGCACCGCCAAGACAACUCCAUCCUGCAGUUGUCACUCAGCAUGACACUUCUCUCUGGAGAUCCCUGCUUCAAGGCUCCCACACUGCUGCCGUGCCCUGCACCCAGUGAGCAGCAGCCCAGUGAGCUGCACGUAGCGGCCCCCAAGGUGGAUGACCACAGUGGCAGCAGCAUUGCAAGCAGCAGCAGUGGCUUUGGCAGCCUGCCUCGUAAGCAGCGACCUACCAUUGGCAGCACAUCUGCAGAAGGGGGAAAUGGUGGCGUGGGGUGCCCAGAGCCAGGCGAGCCCAGGCGGGAGGAGGACUUUGAACAGUGCCACUCACGCAAUUCGAGCUAUCACAGCCAACACUCUCGUGGCUCUGGUUAUGGCAGCCUCCAGUCACACUCGCGACAAGGUAGCUCCGAGUCUGGACAUGUCAGGAACCUGAGCUCUGGUUCGAGCUAUAGCGACACAUUCCCAGGAUCCCUGAAACCUCCAGAUCGAAAGCGCCCCAUCAGCAAGGUACAGAACUUGCUUUAUAAACAGAUCACUGAGGAACAUCGCAUGGACUCGACACGUGUCAAUGCUGACCAGCUCAUUGAGGAUCUCAUCCGCGACACAAACCUCGAGGCAGAGCCUGCCGAGGGACAAGGGCUGCAGCUCUUCAUAGGGAAGGAUGGAGUACCGGCUCUCAAGACUGGCACUUCGAGCAGCCUCAAAACCACCACCUCAUGUGAUUGAGCUCUCUCUUUGUGCAGCAGCCUUCUCUGCCCCUGUGUGAGCUGUACGUCUUUCAAUGUCUUCAUUCUUACUCACUCUCUUGGCCCCUUCCUUUUUCCCGCCCCUUCAUACCUGUGAAACCUGCCUUGCUUUAUCUCUACUUGGAAAUGUGCUUCCAACAUUUCCUCACCUUUAGUUUCAGAAACUGGCUUGGUUUCCUUCUUUUUCUGUGUACUUAUUUGCUGAAUUGGUUUCUCUUUCAAGCACUGUUGGCUUGUUCUGCUCACAACCACCAUUGUGACUAGUUUAGUUUCAGCUACUUCCAGUCUGGCAGGAGAUUAAAACUGAAAUAUAGUUUGAAGAAGCGUGACAGGCCACUGCUAAUGGAGCAGCAUUGGCAGGACUGCUUAUGGUUACUUUCCUUAUGCAUAUAACCAGGACACAGCAUAGGCUGUUGCUCUUAGAAGUGCCCUUCUUCAUUAGCGACCCUCUUGCAUUGUCCCCCUUCUGUUUUACUAUUUACAGUGGGUUGUCUUGUUCUCUAGAACACUUCUUGGGAUUUGCUUUUUUUUCCCUAUGAAAUCCUAUUCACUGAGAGCCUUUUUACUUCACAACUGCAGACACAGCUGGCACAGCCGAGCUUUAUACCAUGACAUGGCAGGGUGUAACAAGAAAAGUGACACAUUAACUUUUAGGCCACACAGAAAACUUGAAAUGAAAAAAAAAAACAAAAAAAAAACAAUCUGUGUGUCUAAUUGGCCAGAAGUUGUCCCAAACCUUAUAUUGCAAGAAAAAAAAGUAAGCCUGACUUUUAAAUGUCAAGACAACAUAUUCUGUAGGGGCUCUUGAGUGCGUGAAUAAAUUCUAGCAAAAUUAUUUUAAUUGGUAGCUGAUCACAGGUAGCCAAAUGGAGCAAUCUGCUCUGUUUUCACUCCUAACAAUCUUUGCAUACACAAGUGCUUGUGCCAAUGCACAGUGUCUCUACCUAAUAUUCAUUCAUCUUUAUAACUACAGCAGGGGAUAAGAAUUAGCUAAAAUUGCAGCAGGGUUUAAGAAUGUCAGCACUAUAGUUAAGUUUAGUAUUGUUUUCUUUUCUACAUUCAUUGAAUCACCAAACCUGCUAACAGAAACUUUGGAAAAGAAAUGAUUGCAUCUUAGUGUUGUGCCGAACUUAAUUCAGUGACAUAGGUUGUCAAUUUUUCUUUCUUCCCCCUCCCUUCCUCUUGCAUUUUUUCCUGAGGACUUGUUUGUAUAAAGUUGAAAAGCACUGAAGCCUUUUAUACAGAUUUGCAAUUUUCCUGCUGUAAACUUAGGCAAACAAGAUGAAGUGUGGAGACACAUCUCAGGAUACUCUCGAGGCCUCUGUAUGCAGAUUAAGAUAUUUGACAUUUUUCUUGCCCGAUGGAAGGAAGCAGGUAGCACCUUCUCAUUCUGUGCUCAUUUAAGUAGUGCAGAUAUAGGCUGUUGAGUUUGCAAGUCAUAUACCCUGUCCUGAUUGCAUGGCUACACACUGUUGCUGGAAAUAUGUAAUUUUUUUCCCCUCAUGCUGGCAUCCCCUUUCUUUAUUUCCAAGUUUUCUGUAGUUCUUUCUGCUUUCUAUGUGAAUUCAGCUUCUGAAAGCAAGAUACUGUUUUGUAGUGACUUUUAAGUGGUGUUUAACAAUUCAGAGAAAAAUUGGAGAUAAUGUUUUAAGACUGCUUAGGCCAUACUCCUUGUUUUCUAUGUGGCACUUUCUGUUAGUUUCUUUUUUAUUAAUAUUAUUAUUAUUAUUAUUUACUUUGUGUCUAAGAAUGUCUUGUCACUGAUGUUUAUUCCAAGUCCCUGCAAAGACAGUUGGUAAAAAGUAGCUAUGCUGUUAAAGAGUCUGUCUUACAGCUUAGGUGCAGUAACUCUGAAUUAUGGUUUCCCAAUUCUAGCUAUUCCUUACAUUGCACCCUAUAUUCCACCUGCUGAAUGUGAAUUUAGUCUGUGCCUAAAAUUCUUUUCUGGUCCAUCAUUUUGUCUGCUUCUUUUUAAUUUAAGGCUGUGGGGCCUUUGAGCAAAUUUCACAUAAUGGUUGGCAUGACAGUAAGCAUGCAUGCUUCUGCACACUUCGAAAUGUGCAAGAAAGCAAGUGUGCAGUAUUUGUCGUUUCCACAUGCUUUUCUACCCAGCCAUCGUUUUUAUUCUCUACUGUGUGUUUCUUUGUUUUUGUUGGGGGUUACUGCAUUUUGUGCAGAUAAAAGGAUUUGAGUGUACAUUAUGCUUCAACUUGCAUGGUACACAGCACUAAUAUAAGGCAGUGAAAAAACAAUAUGGAAUGAAAGUUGUUGAAUGCAUGGACCAAGUGUUAUCAGAAUGAACGAUUGUAUUUCGUGCAUAUAUGAAUGUGUGCAUGUGUAAAAUUUCACUGAAUGUGUGCGUCUUGUCAAGUAAUACCUGUCUCGGUGUUCUGUGUGUUCUGUUCUUGUUGUCCGAAUGCAUCAUGCCUCCAUUUGCUAAUACCUGCUUAUCUUCAAGAACUGCGUUGUGCUAUGUUUCGCUGCUUAGCUCCCGCUUUUGCAUGGCUGUGAACAUUUCCUCCAUAGAAUGAAUGUGCUUUCUCCUUAUUUUUAGCAACUGCUUUCCUUUCUUCUUCUCCAUCACCUUUGCUUUGCUCAGUUGUUGAGACCAAAUGUGUGCCUUCAAGUUGCUUUAUAUGAAUGCUCUAGAAUGGUUGUUCUUGAAUGGAAGGGCAUGCUGAGCCGUCCUCUCGCAUCUGCCCAGUGAGCUCUCACGCUAGCUUUUUUUUUUUUUUUGUGAAGAAGCUUUCUUCCUUUUUUCUCGAUGCACUUCUCUCUAAAGAAAAGGACAUAUAUUUAUGAGUUUGUUUUGUGUAGUGUGUAUUUAUAGCAUUUCUAGCAGCUUAGAUGUUGAAUAUUGUGCUUUGGACAUUGGUUUACAUUGGCAUGUGAGGGAGAACUGGCUUCUUCAAAGGGGUAUAACUAGAGCACAUUCUUACUUCUUUACCACUGCUGACUAACAUGCUGAUAAAAAUAAAAGCUCAGGGAAAUUUCAGACUCGAAAGCAGUAAUCUCGAUACUUGAGAAUCAAGAAAGAAGUAAAGUUACUGCAAUCAUAAAGGUGAGACAACUGUUGGCUUCUGCUUAAAGACAAAGCUUUUCUUUGUGCUUUAAGAGUUGCAAAAUGGAGUUAACAAGACUUGGGGUCCUCUGUAUUUUUUAAAGUCUCCCCUCCUCCCGUUUUAUAUUGGGGAUUGUGAGACUGUAUGUGGUUUUUGCUCUAUUCCUUGUCUUAGAGCUGUAAGAAGCAUGACAAGCACCCAUUUGAUGGAGUGUCAAGUAAUAUGUGGUAAUGCACUUUCUUUGUUUUAUUGCUGCAGACAUUAUCAAUUCUCGUUAUUACUGCUGAGCUAGCCACAGUUCAAAAUGGGUCUCACUUUGCAUUAGGUUUGCCACAACCAGCACAAUUCUCAGCACGCAGUAGCAUAACCUGCUUUCAAGUGAUAUGCCAUUUCUUUAACCAUGUCUGGAGCAAGUAGUUCCUUCUUUUCUUUUGUGUGCAUGUGUGUAUUUUUGGUCAAGAGCAACAAGUGCGUUCUCUUGAAAGAAGUGGAAUGUAUGUGCCAUGAGUGGCGCUGAAGUAUAAUUUAUGCUUCCGUUUUUAAUGUGGUGUGUGUCCAUUGCAGAAUUGAGAAUGCCUGCUUUCUCCCUCUUGGUUGUUGGGUUACAGUGCAUGGACUGAGUGGUAGAAAUGCGAAGGAAAUGUGGCCGUGACCGCAUGAAGAACCUUCUUUUUGUUUGCUUGUGUUGGGAAAGUUAAAUUGUUAUUGGAUGGCAUCCAAAGUACUCCAGUGCAUUCGAUUUACAGCUGUGUAUAUAAAAAAACACAAGGCCAUGUGUAUCGUUUUUAAUUUGCAUAAUCUUGUAGAGUUAUUCUCCUUUAACUGAAAAAUUGUUGUCAAGCUGACAAGCUGAACAUAAAAUUAUUGGCCUAAUGCACAGUGCAUUUCCUGGGAUUUCUACCUCUCAUUAGCAACUGCCCUUCCCAUUGAACAGAGAGCAUCCCUUGAAUGAUUUCAUGUGUGUGCAGAACUUGGGAGAAACUUCCUGAAGGAUGUAAUAAUUGUGCUAAAAUGGAAGCAUAGAGCCGGCCUUUUGCUUCCAUUUUGCCUUCCCCUUCCUGGCACCUUCCACUGGAAUGCAUGUGACCUUGCUGUGGCACGAGUGUUGUGUGUGGACCACACAUUUGUCAGAUAGACACACACUAUGCUCAGCUCCUUACUUGUUAGUCAAUGCCAUUAAAUACUGCAGCAAAUUAAUUUGUCUUGUAGGGCAUGUAGCCAGCUUUGUAGCAUUGGUGUUCUUUCAACAGAGUUGUGAGUUUGUACAUACCAGUGGCUUAUUCUUGGGCCACUGGUUGCAGCUUCGGAGUGGCGCAGCAAAACCACCCUUCAGAUGCUGUCUGGUGCUGAUUACAUCGUAUGAGCAGCCAGCAUCACAGAAUGAUGCAGGCAAACUGGCACUAGUGAAAGUACGAUGUUUAGUUGCAAUGUUCUCAUAAAAUGAACACAAAUCAAACAAAGGCUAACUGAUGUGCUGAAGCUAAUGUAAUGAACCUUCCCAGAUUUAGCCAGUUGUGUCCCCGCUUUGUUCUUCCACAUUAAUAUCUUACUUGGCAAAAGUGAAAUUCUACUUUUCACACUUCAGAAUUCAUUCUUUUUUUUUUUAAAGCUGAUUUACAUGCUAUUAGGCACUUAGUGGCACAACACUUCAUCAUGGCACCUUCAUUGUUGGUCUUAAACUGAUUUCGUAUGUAAGCUUCCUGCAACAUCACUAAAAUUUGAGUGUGGCACACUUAAUUGCAUGUGUGCAUUGAGUGAGUAGUUUGACUUAAUGUGCUUAGUUAUUAACUUACUAGGUGCCAUCAGUUCAGAAAGCCUGCUGUGCUACUCCGAAGGCGGUCAGUAGUCUUUGUGUUAUGCGAACAACCAGCUUAAGAACCUGCAGUUUCUAGUCAUUCCCAUUGCACCUGUGUUGAAGUGUGGUUCGGAAAAGCAUAAAUGCUGUCUUGUUCUCUCUCUCUCACAUUUCUUAUCAGCCGCAAUUUAAAAAAAAAAUAAUAAUAACCGUUGAAGUAGACUGACGAGAUUGUAAUGCAUUCUUGCGCAAAGUUCUCAUCCAUGCCACAUGUUUCUUCACUUAGCAAAAUAAUUGCAGUGUUUUUGAAAGUUUAGCAAGUGAUUCUUGUAACUGUUUUGUAAAUUUUGCGCAACUUGCAUGAAAAUUCAAUACCAAGUAGCCCAUUUGUCUCCUCAUUAAUGUUCCAAUGAAGUUGUGUGUUUGCAGUGAAAAAACAAAAAAAAAAUGCUUAUGUGAGGGCUUGCUUUAGUUAUUUAACCAUUUCUAAAUGCCACUAAUGUUGCAGAAACUCAAGAAAUCAACUGCCAAGGUGUCUGAAAUAUCAGCGUUCUUUUAACAGCAGCAAAAAUAACCAAGAUUUUUGUUAUCCCCUUCUUUAAGAACUUCGUAAUGUUAUAGUAAAUGCCAUAAUUUCCCCAAUCCUUCUUUAAAAUAGGUUUGUUACUACCUGUGAUGUACACUAGCAUUUUCAGCUAAUCCAUAAUUAUCAGUGCAGUCAUUGUUCACCUGUAAUAUGAGAUUUUUUAUUUUGUUGCAGCAGGUGUAAUGUCGGCUGCUUUUUUUUUUCCUCUAGGCAGUGUGUGGCAGAUACUUAGCCACUAGCAUUGAAUCAUAAUGAAAAGCUUUGUUUCUGCACAUCAGGGUCAUUGUAAGAUUUGCAAUCAAGGAAAGUUUAAGGUGCAUUUUAUCCCCAUUGAAAAGUGAAGAUUGUUGUAGUACAAAAGACAUUUGGGUAAAUGGGCGUAUUCGUGAGCAGAGCACAAGUGGAAUAAUUUGACAUUUUUGGAUUUUUGCUCUUUUCCCUGCCCCCAAGUUUUUGCCACUUUGUUUUCAUGUUUUUCAUGAACGUGCAUGCCAAAUAAAUUGACAGUAAUCUGUCAUGUUGUGUUUUGACCGUUGGGUGCUCACGCAGCUUAAACCAAAGCAUGCCAGUCAGCGCGGCAUUUCCUUUGGCACUUUGUGUUGUAUGCUAAGGCAAAACUUGUUGCAUGCAUACUAUUCAGUGGUAUUUCAUAACUUUAUUCUGUUAGGCAAAGUGGAAGAUUUCACUGCUGUAUUUUGCCCAGUUUACCUAUUAGUUUUCUCCUAGUCUGGUAUGGGGAUACAGGCAAUUAGCAGUAAAUGGAGGGCUACAGCAGACUGCCAGCUCAAAUUGUAGCCAAAGUCUUUUGGCACUGACUACAGGCUGCUCCAACUGGAGCUUCAUUAACCCUUGGUGCUGAUUACCAGGCUGGCUUUUACACAGCUUUUGCCUUGCAUAGUAAUAUUUAGUCUUCUGUCUAUAGUGUACUUUUGGCAUCUGCACUAAUAUGUUUUCUUUCUUUCUCGCAGCAGUGUCAAAUAACAUUCAUAAACUAGUAAUCUGAAGGUUUUAGUUCGCAUUUGUUCUAGCUGAAUACCUCAAAAUAUUAUGUCAUCUACUUUAAGGGGUUGACAUUGUCUAGUGAGCAUUCCCCUACCUGAAGACAUGACCAACUUACUUCACAGGUGCCACUAAGACAAGCAGUGGACAUAUAGUGCUCUGAUAGGCGUGAGCAAUGAUUCACAUGAGAAUCUCGGUGAUACGAAUCUCUUGGGCGGGCGAAAAAAAAAAAAUUAUCACCCAGAGCGUAAAAAAAAAAGUGAGGGAAAAAAACUGGAGAAGCUGCAAUAAAAUUACCAACUGGUCAAAAAAAUUUUUUUUUCUGCAAUCCUGGGGCUUUCCUUUGUCACAUGGUGAAAUAAUGCGAAUGCUGAGCUGGAUGUACGAAAAUUGCACUUAAAGUGCGUUUUUCUGUCUUCUUUUUUUCUUCUUUUAAGAAAGGGCGUCUGCAGGUGUCGUGCCGCUGACCGCGCAGCUUUCCGUUCACGCAGCACCGCCGUCUUCGUAUCGCCCUAAGUACGAGAGGUUGGAACUUCAGGCAGCCGCAGUAGUGUAUUUCUCUGUACACAAAUAAAAGUAAAAGCGAGCGCGAAAAAGGAAAAAACAAAAAAGCGUCGCGAUUCGUUGCUGCAGUCGCGUGGUGCGCAGGAAGCGCUCCCAUUGGCUUACACGAACUUGAAUGACUCGCAUGCUUGUUUCGUGCACGUUUUGGCAGCAGCGACCUUCACACGCUACGCGUGUACCGAGGCUGACAUCUGAAGAUCCGCCUGGUUAUCUCAAGUUUCUUUUGUUGUUGCAUCUUAGCUGCUGCCUGAUGGUGAUAAGGACAUGAUUUGCGCAAGGGAAUUUUUGCGGCGGUGAAGCUACUUCGUAUCGUGCGACCUGACUGCUGCAAAGGUAGCAAAGUUUCAAAUUGUCAUCGGCCACCGAAGACAGCGGAAAGCGUGGGAUACAGAGAUAAGGUUACCCAUCGAAGCAAAUGCCUCUGAUCUUGCUGACGCGGCAAGACUAGGUUGCGUGCUAUCGGGAACCAGCACUGGCCAGGAGGCACUAUGACAGCUUUAGCGGGCAACUAAAAUAUGCUGACACCGUCCGGUAGGAAGGCUAUGAAGAUUGUACGGCAUAUUUAACGAUAACGGACGCGCGCCUAUAUCAACAUUUGUUUUGCCCAAGGAUAUUGAAGAAACACUGGUGGAGUGGAAACGAUGUCCCAAAGGUGGAGCCGCACAGGAGGGGGACGAUAAAACUAUAAAUAAACAAUAAAAAAUGGUGAAGCGCUUUUCGCGCACUUUCCACGAGUUAAUCAACCUCCUUGGUUAAUCGGCUUAUUUUACUAGACAGAUACUUAUUUACGUAUAUCUAUGUAUUACUGGUUUUAGUGUGAAAUCUGAAUAUCCUGGCAUACUGUAUUGGGAAGAACGUCAUGAAUAUUCAGAAGAAGUUAUUUUCGUUGGGAACAACCAGCUUUUAUUUUCUAAUUAGCCUAGCAUUACAAUAACAGUCAAAACACUUAAUCUCUUAGCGGAGAUCACCCAACAAGGCCCUAUUUCAGGUGAAGGAGGGGCAAGCAUUGGCUUCACCUUACUUUGUAAGAAGCUACGAGAGCUUCCACUCCAGCAGCUUUGAACUCCUUUGCCGGGUGUGUUGAGCGCAUGUGCUGCUACGCCCUCGCACGUAGGUUCCCUGUCAUGUGAGGAGCCGUGAAAAGUGCGUCUCGAGACGAUUGGUGAAUUUGCUGGCACGAAAUAACGGUAUGUGCUACUGAAAACUGUCCACCGCUCGCCAGGCUGAGUUAGGGUGCUGCUGUUGGCACGCAAAACUUGAGCACUGGUUGCCUCUUGCCGGCUCCUGAUAAAGUUGCAAGGCGUUUGAAAACAACUGACUUCACGAUACUGCAAAAAGAAAGCGAAGGAUUGCAUAGAAAUGUAAACAAACUCGCUGGCAAAGGACUACUGUCCCAGCAGGCUGUAGGUGCAUAAGGCUUUCUUGCAAUGAUAAAGUUCAAUUUUUUUUAGGUUUACUGCGCAGUUAAAAAAAAAAAAAGAAAGGUGCUUUAUAACACGCAUGGAUUUAUAAACAUUGCAGGGUAUGGGGCGAGAGAUAGCGUCCGCACACUCGCUGAGGCGGAGUCAAGGCGACGUGACGUAGGUCACCCUUUCAACAAGAAUGUGACAGGCGCAUCGGCGCGGCCGCUCUGCCGGCUCUGCAAGCCAGUGCCUGGCGCUACCGGUGUGCGAACGCCUGCUUGUCAGGGAUCAUGCAGCGACUCUGUUGUUGGUACAAUUACUGCGGUGCGAAAAGCGGUUCGCAACAUCUGAAAUUUAGCAUGCUAUAAGCUAAUUGACUUGGGACUUUCGAAAAAAUUCGUAUCGGGCGUGAUCGUAUCAUCGAGAUUCGACUUAUUUGCAAACACCUCUAGCAGUAUUUUUAAAAAGUUGACAAUUUCAAGACUUGUCACACUGGCAUUUCACAUGUAUCCAAAAUGGGAACACGAAAGAGGAAGGUUGUGCUGUUCUUAGUCAAGAAGCAGAAUGGUUCAGCAUGCAUUUUUCAAGUUUGCCACAUCACAAACAUGGUGCCAAAAAACGGAUGUGCGGGGGUGGGAAAGAACACCUAUUUUUUUGACCAGCUGUUACUACUGCAAUUUUUUAUAUCGCUUCGACAAAACUUUUAAAAUGCAGUGUUUUUGUCAGAUGGAGCUACACUGUUGUGCCGAUUUUCAAAAGUUAAACUUUAUACAAAAGAAAAAAAUUGUCAAAAAUUGAGAGGUUCAUUGGUUGUAUGGAUGUUGCACGUUUUGACUAACUGAAUAAACUGAGUAUUACUGUGA
Dermacentor andersoni is the source of this 10609-nucleotide messenger RNA. Its product is annotated as EEIG family member 2. Lineage: Eukaryota; Metazoa; Arthropoda; Arachnida; Ixodida; Ixodidae. The record is from RefSeq and is a predicted model, not a curated record.